This is a messenger RNA of Acanthopagrus latus (yellowfin seabream), 1780 nucleotides long. RefSeq names its product calmodulin 1a (gene calm1a). Lineage: Eukaryota; Metazoa; Chordata; Actinopteri; Spariformes; Sparidae. The coding region runs from base 218 to 667 and encodes 149 amino acids. The record is from RefSeq and is a predicted model, not a curated record. The transcript has 6 exons. Gene Ontology annotation, molecular function: calcium ion binding.
UACGCGCACCGCAGCAGACUCUUAUGAGCGUGUAUGUGCGCGCACUCAGGCUGGAAUUGACGGAGCGCAUAUCCCCACACUGCGGAGGAAUAUAGUGAGCCAUACAAGCAGUGGUUCGUCUUGCCUGCCCGCCUCCAGCAAGCCUUGUUCAGUGGCAUACGUCCAUUUCCUCUCUCACCGUAGCGUUAGCGGACCGACGUUUCCAUCUCAAACAGACAUGGCUGACCAACUAACAGAAGAGCAGAUUGCAGAGUUCAAGGAGGCCUUCUCCCUGUUUGAUAAGGACGGAGAUGGGACCAUCACCACCAAGGAGCUGGGCACUGUCAUGAGGUCACUUGGUCAAAACCCAACUGAGGCUGAACUUCAGGACAUGAUCAAUGAGGUGGAUGCAGAUGGCAACGGGACCAUUGACUUUCCUGAGUUCCUUACAAUGAUGGCAAGGAAGAUGAAAGACACUGACAGUGAGGAGGAGAUCAGAGAGGCCUUCAGGGUUUUUGAUAAGGAUGGCAAUGGUUACAUUAGCGCAGCAGAACUGCGUCAUGUGAUGACUAACCUGGGGGAGAAGCUGACAGAUGAAGAAGUAGACGAGAUGAUCAGAGAAGCAGACAUUGACGGAGAUGGACAGGUCAACUAUGAAGAAUUUGUUCAGAUGAUGACCGCCAAAUGAACUGGGCUCACAUUUUAAGACAACGAAUCAGUCAAAUGUUUCACUUACCUCUUAUUGCAAAAAUCUACAUUUAUUCAUACUGUUCUGUAUAGACAACUUAACUGAAUGUUGGAAAAACUAAAAUCCGUCCAUAUAAACAAGUUUAAAAAAAAAAGGUAAAAGACAAAAACAAAAACCUAAAUGAAUCUGCAUGUACUGGCUUGUAUUCCCCGCCCCCAGCGCUAAGCUGCCCAAUCAGAUCUAAACUCAUUAGCCAAGCAGCCUCUCUGCAGCUGGCUGGUUUGGCCGCUGCUCCUCUGCUUCCUGGUUCCAUCUGCCUGAUGUCAUGAUGAUUAUAUGGGCUGGCCAAUCGCCUUUCUUCUAUGACUUCCUGUUUUCUUUUUUUUCUGUUCUUCAUGCAUGCAGCUUUAGAUGGGUUACUGUUGAGAGCCCAAUGGCAGAAAGGCUGUUGUUGGGCCUCAGGUUGGCCUGGGACCCACAGAGGAGGGGAGGGGGUUAGUUGACAGAUGGAUGGGAGUGAGUGAACCAGUGAAACCUUUGCAGUUUGCUUACCUAAAUGAAGUCAGUAACGACAGAUAUUUUUAAGAAAAAUAUUCAAAUGGAAUAAAUAAGAACUCAUUUUAGAUUCUGUGUUUCUGGCAUGUCAGGAUACUCGCUUUAUCCUUUGUGUGUUUACCUUUUUUGAGGGUGAAGUCUGGGCGGGGCAUAGGUUUGAGCCCCUUGGCAUUGGGUGUGUACUAAACUAUUUGGAGGGCUGGGGUGGGCUUUAAAGGUGAUGAUAUACUCGAGCAACCUUUGGGGUAAUAUCAGCAAACAAUGAAUCUGUAGUUAUUCCUCACUGAAGCAUACUUCAGUUAAGCAUAUUGCCUCACAGGUUGCAUGUCUAUCAUGAUUCUAAGUGGGUGUUAAUUUCAGUUUAGUGGGGACGGGGUCGGUGCUUUGCGGCAUUUCUAUCUUGUGUUUGUGUGUGAGUUUGCGUGUGUAAGUGUGUGCGUGUGGGUGCGGCGAGGCCCGGCCCAGUCCAACUGUUCUGUUCAGUUCAGUUGAUCUGCAUUCCAAGUUGUACAUGCUAGUCUUUACAUUUUGUUUUUCCAAUAAAAUACCAUGAACUAA